This is a messenger RNA of Trichomonas vaginalis G3, 1428 nucleotides long. Its product is annotated as armadillo (ARM) repeat-containing protein family. The transcript has a single exon. The record is from RefSeq and is a predicted model, not a curated record. Bases 1 to 1428 code for a protein of 475 amino acids. Lineage: Eukaryota; Parabasalia; Trichomonadida; Trichomonadidae.
AUGGAUGAAGAAUAUAAAGAAGAAACUGAACAAGUCUCUGUUUCUCAAAAAUCGGUGAGUGAAUACAAAAUCGAAACAGAUCUCGAUAAAGCUAAAUUAAAUCUAUUACAUCAAACUAUUUUAGCACAAAAUUCAGCAAUUGCCGAACAAGACACCAAAAAAUUUACAUUACUUACAGAAGAAUUAGUUAAUUUUGAUUCUAAAUAUCUUAAAUCCAUUUCUCAGUUCAUUUACGAUCAAGAUUACUUUAAUAAUUUAAUAUCCCUUAUUUUAACAAUUGAAGACCUUGACAUCCUCAAUCUCAGCUUAAAGACACUUAGAAUCAUUAUUUUAAACGACCAUGACUCUUUAGAACAAAUUCCACUAAAUGAUUUGUUACCAAAGCUAUCAGAAAUACUCAAACUCGAUUACAAUGAAUGCUCAGAAACUUGCUUAUCUUUCAUCAACACUCUCGCAGAAAUUAAUGAAGAAUUGAUUGAAUUAACUUCAGAUUUUGUUUCUCCUGAAAUGCUUAAUAAUUUCAUGCAUUUAUUUACAGGGGGAAGCCGUAAAGACUAUUUCAAACGUCCACAUGCUCUUUCGCGUCAAAUUACGAUUUUUCUAAAUAAUAUCACGAAACUUGAACUUUCUGUUGAACAAGCUGACUUUAUGAUUGACAUAUGCAAAAUAAUAAUUGAAAACGAAUCGGGAGGAACGGAUUUGGCUAUAAAUAUUUUAAUUAAAUUAUUUGGAAAGAAUUUAUUAACAUUACCUGAAUUCUUUGGGAAAGAAUUUCAUAAAUCAAUAGGAGAUCUGAUAGGUAAUGCAGAACAUGGCGAAAUACUAUCAAUUUGCAAUCUUUUUGAAUGUUUAAUUGAAAAUGAAUGGAAUUGUGAGGAUUUUCCAUUAGAAUUAACAUUAGAUGCUUUUGAUAAGAAUGAAAGUACUAUUGCAAGGUGUACAAUACUUGAUUUAUAUGAAAAAGUCUUAAAUGUUUGUGUAUCAUCAGUAAUUGAAGACUUUAUCAAUACAAAUGCAAUUCUAACAGUUGCAAAACAGAUAAAGGAGAAUACAAACACAAAUAUUACUGGAAGACAGCCCUAUUACGUUAAAAAAGAAUUUAAUAUUUUGCAAAAAGCUGCUGAUGUAUUAUUUAUACUUUACGAUAAGAUGACAUAUGCUGAUAUAGUUAGAGAAACUAAUGACGACGUUGUUCUUGCUUUAACAACACUUCUUGAGUAUGAUGAUGAAAAAUACACGUAUGGGAUACUUGUAACAACACUAAAAAUACUCAAAGCAUUCCAAAGCUGUGGACAACUUGAUGAUUUCCUUGUUAAUAUGUAUUAUAAAUAUGAUGCAAGCGAAUUAUUUAUUCAUCUUGGCCAGGAUUUGGAAGAUGAAGAUCUAAUUGACUUAUUUAACCAGGUAAUGGAUAUGAUACCUGAGUAA